Aureobasidium uvarum is the source of this 1338-nucleotide messenger RNA. The record is from the annotation of a GenBank genome assembly. NCBI's taxonomy places the organism in Eukaryota, Fungi, Ascomycota, Dothideomycetes, Dothideales, Saccotheciaceae.
AUGCCCGAGGUGACAGAACACUCCGUCGCAACCCUCUCAGACGAAACCAAGAAGGAAUAUGCCGCCAAGCUCAAGGCUGCCGGAAACAAGGCCUACGGAUCAAAGGACUACAACCGCGCAAUCGACUUGUACGGACAAGCCCUGCUGUGCAAGGCUGACCCCGUCUUCUACUCGAACCGUGCCGCAUGCUGGAACGCCAUGUCCAACUGGGAGCGCGUUAUUGAGGACACAACCGCCGCCAUCAGCCUCGAUCCCGAAUACGUCAAGGCCCUCAACCGCCGCGCACACGCCUACGAGGAGACAAACAAGAACAGCGAGGCUCUUCUCGAUUACACUGCCAGCUGCAUCAUCGACGCUUUCCGUAACACGCAAGCCGCCGAGGCAGUCGAGCGUCUGCUUAGAAAGGUGGCCGAGGAGAAGGCCAAGGCCAUUAUGGAGAAGAAGCAGCGCCGUCUGCCCAGCGCUACCUUCAUUACCAACUACCUGCAGAGCUUCCGCGACAGACAGCUCUCUGACUCCAUCUCCGAGGGUGCCGACCUGGCCGAGAACAGCGGAAAGUGGUGGCUGCGCAAGGGUCUGUUGGCAAUGGACAAGAAGACGGGCGAGGGCUACAACGAGGCCGCCGAAGCUUACGAGAAGGCCAUUGAGGCUGGCGACCUCGGUGAGAACGAGGCUUUCGCAUACAACAUGCGCGGUACCUUCAAGUACCUGCGCGGCGAGACUGACGCCAUUGACGACCUGAACAAGAGUAUCGAGCUGGACGCUACCUUGACCCAGAGCUACGUCAAGCGCGCUAGCAUGCACCUCGAGGCCAACCGUCGCGACGAGGCAGCAAGGGACUUUGAGGACGCAGUCGCCCAGAACGACAAGGACCCCGACGUUUACUACCAUCGCGCACAGCUCAGCUUCAUCCUCGGUGACUUCCCUGAGGCAGCUAAGGACUACCAGAAGUCGAUUGACCUUGACCCUGGCUUCAUAUUCUCUCACAUUCAGCUUGGUGUCACCCAGUACAAGAUGGGCAGUGUUGCUUCAUCCAUGGCCACUUUCCGCCGCUGCAUGAAGAACUUCGAGAAGGUGCCCGAUGUCUACAACUACUACGGUGAGCUGUUGCUCGACCAGCAAAAGUUCCAGGAGGCCAUUGAGAAGUUUGAGACCGCCGUCCAGAUGGAGCAGAAGGAGCGCGUCACUGGCAUGAACGUCCUUCCCUUGAUCAACAAGGCUUUGGCUCUCUUCCAAUGGAAGCAGGACUUCACAGCUGCUCAGGAACUGUGUGAGAAGGCUUUGAUAAGUAAGUCUUAUUUGUUUCUCGUGCAUUCUGCGACCAAAGAUGCUAACUAA